AUGACCGCCUCCAUCAGCAAGAUCAUCCUCUUCUGCCUCCUUUUCUUCCUCAUUGGCUACGAGGAGUGGGCCGUGGCGGUACCUGUCCCUGGAGGCAAGUCGUCCAAGAGUCGGGCGCGCACCCCUCCUGCACCCGGUCGCAUGGAUGCUGGCCCCAGCAUGGCUACCCGUCCCCAGUACCGACUCCACAACUCUUUGUUUACGAAUCCCAUCCCCGACACGCAGUAUCAAAUGUACGUUGACGAGGUGACCCCCGCCCUGCGUCGGCUCGGCUACUUCAACAUUGCGGCCGGACGCUAUCAAUUUGAGACUCGGGAGCUGCCGAGGUUCGCAGGGGCUGUCCGAGCUCAAAUGGCGAGCGAUCCGCGAAAGAAGAAGUUCAUCCCGCUCUUUGCCGAUCGACGAGGCUUGAGCGGCCCAAAGAAGGUGUAUGCCAUGCCGCUUGCUGGGCGCGACUACGCUAGAGGGGGCUUGGGAGACUAUCAAGGAGUCAGAGGAGAGCAAAAGGUAGCUCUGCUUGGUACCUUUCCCUCGCGCGAUCCAGCAAUUGGUCCUCCCUGGAUCGAGCUGUUCGGCGUCGCGAGUGUGUCGGGAGCUCCUAAGCUGCACACAGACAUCCCUAAACGCUCGAGUCGAGACCUGCAGACGCACAAUCUGGCCGAGUUCCUAGAUUUGGAAAACGUUGCUCACAACGUACCCGAGCCGGUUCGCCAGGUUGCCUUUCACAUUGCAACCGCCUAG
Molecule: messenger RNA, 741 nt
Organism: Kalmanozyma brasiliensis GHG001
Lineage: Eukaryota; Fungi; Basidiomycota; Ustilaginomycetes; Ustilaginales
Exons: 1
Coding region: 1-741 (246 amino acids)
Source: RefSeq, a predicted model, not a curated record